This is a messenger RNA of Cherax quadricarinatus, 523 nucleotides long. Its product is annotated as cuticle protein AM1199-like. The record is from RefSeq and is a predicted model, not a curated record. NCBI's taxonomy places the organism in Eukaryota, Metazoa, Arthropoda, Malacostraca, Decapoda, Parastacidae.
ACCAGCUCCCAGGCUCACGCUCUUCUGUGCUCCAUAUUCUGCUCAUCAUGAAGUUCGUUGUGUUGAUGGCGUGUUGUGUGGUGUGUGUGGUGGGCCGACCACGCCCUCAUGAUGACCACGAAGUUGAUUACGUUCCCAUUCUUCUCGACGAGAGGACUCCCAUUGACGAACUUGGAGGAUAUGGCUUCAAGAUCCAAACAGGAGACGGGUUGACCUGGGCUGAGACAGCAUCACCCAGCGGAGACGACAACGAGAUCGUCCGCGUUGGUCAGUACAGGUUCACUCACCCUGACGGGACACCCCACCUGUUGACCUACACCGCUGGGAAGUUUGGCUUCCGGCCUGUCUCUGACCACCUGCCCACACCCCAUCCUCUCGAGCCAUGGCACAUUGAACAGAUUGAGUUCGCUAAACGUCAGAAGGAAGCAGAAGAGAGUGAGGAAGCGUGAGCCAGUGUUGUCGUCAGGUGUUAUUUACGAUUUUGUUAUGUUAUGUUACCUUUACAUCGAUUGUUGAUAUUUUA